AUGUUUCGCUUAGGUACUUCUCAGGUCGCCCGUGCUGGGGUGAGAAACUAUGCUACAUUGAGAGAUAUCGAGAUGCGUCUCAAGUCCAUCAAGAACAUUGAAAAGAUCACCAACACCAUGAAGAUCGUUGCUUCCACCAGAUUGAACAAGGCCCAAAGAGCCAUGCAGGCCUCCAGAGUGUUCCACGAGUCAGACAAGGAGUUCUUCCAGAACACCGAGCCUGAGGUGAAGGAGGACGAGAAGACCUUGUUGAUUGUCAUCUCCUCCGACAAGGGCUUGUGUGGAUCCAUCCAUUCGCAGAUCUCCAAGGCUGCCAGAAAAAGAAUCGAAGAGCUCAAGGGCAACGUUGACAUUGUGGCCAUUGGUGACAAGGUCAAGGCUCAGUUGAGCAGAACCCAUGCUGAAAAGAUUGCCAUGGCUUUCUCCAACGUUGGUAAAGAGGAGCCAAACUUCCACGAGGUUUCUGCCAUUGCUGACGAAAUCGCCACCUUGGGUAAGUACGAGAACACCGAGAUCAUGUACAACAAGUUUGUUUCUGGUGUUUCUUUCGAACCAUCCAAGUUCUCCGUUUUCACUGCCGACGCUAUCGAGAAAGCUCCUGGCUUGAGCAAGUACGAAUUGGAGGCCGAAAACGUGUCCGAGGACUUUGCCGAGUUUUCUUUGGCUAACUCCCUUUUGACUGCCCAGGCCGAGGGUUACGCUUCCGAGAUCUCUGCCAGAAGAAACGCUAUGGAUAACGCUUCCAAGAACGCUGGUGACAUGAUCAACUCCUACUCCAUCUUGUACAACAGAACCAGACAGGCUGUUAUUACCAACGAAUUGGUGGAUAUCAUUACCGGUGCCUCUUCUUUGGACUAA
Messenger RNA from Candidozyma auris, 858 nucleotides. RefSeq names its product F1F0 ATP synthase subunit gamma (gene ATP3). Lineage: Eukaryota; Fungi; Ascomycota; Pichiomycetes; Serinales; Metschnikowiaceae. The transcript has 2 exons. Gene Ontology annotation, biological process: proton motive force-driven ATP synthesis. The record is from RefSeq and is a predicted model, not a curated record. Gene Ontology annotation, molecular function: proton-transporting ATP synthase activity, rotational mechanism. Bases 1 to 858 code for a protein of 285 amino acids.